AUGGAAAAUUCAGCGUAUGCUCCAAAUACAGCUUAUCUAAAUUCUCCAACUUUAGUAGUGUUUUCUCAAGCUGCCGGGGGACUACAAGAUACUUUGGGUAUUCAAAGACCAUCUCAGGUUAGUUUCACAAUGUCUGAAGCAUCCAAAGAUAUUCACAGACCGUUCACAGCUUCCUCUUUGGGGCUUAUGGAAGCGUAUUCGGGUAUUCCAGCUCAUAUUCUUAAUCAACUUCAACCCCAAUUCUGCCAUCCUGGCUUAACCUUAGGCUCUGGUCCUUUUAGACCGUUCUCUGAUCUUAAGUCUUUUCCUUCUCCUUCGGCAUUUGCUCCACCUAAGUGCUUAAAAAUUGAAAGCAACAAUGAUUCCUUGAAUCACAACCAUAUUAUUUUUUCGCCUUCUGAAGAUAGACUUUUAGAACCUAGUCCUAGAACCGAUUCGUGCAGUCCUGCAAGUGCUUCUAUGUCCCCUCAACCACAAACGUCUGUCAAAGAAGAAAGUUUGGAUGCCCAGAUGUCCGAUGAUGGAGAAGGCCAAGAUCAAGGCAAUGGAAGUGAAUCACCGGGGGUGCAUGAAGAGACUAGAGGAUUUAGAAAGGAUUCUCUUUUUGGAGCAAAUAUUAAUGGCAACGGAUCCUACACAUUUACAGUUCCCAGUCUCCAACCAACAGGAGAUGCGUUGGCCAAGACUACUUUCCUCUUUGAUCUUGAUUUUGUCAAAAGGAAGAAGCGAGAUUCUCCUAGUUGUCCAUUAUGCGGAUUGACAAUUUCGCUAGGAAAUUUAGAAACUCAUUUCAUGCAUGAAUUGGAGCGGCUUUACAAAUUAAGUGGAUCAGGAGUGGUCGCGUCGAGGAAAAGAAAUAGACCAGAACAAACAAGAAUACCAGCUCUACCUGGAGACAGUGGUCCGGAAGGCCGAUUUGAGACUUUUCAAAGAAUUAGAGCUAACAGGCAGGGGCGUCUAAGAAUGAAAAUUCGUAAACGUAAAACUGAUGACUUAUGUCCAAUUUGUACUGGUCAUCCACAAAGAACCCAAGAAGAGAUAAACCUACAUGUAGAACGUUGUGUGAAGAAUGCUAUGAAUGAAGAGGAUGAAACAGUAGAUGUAGAAAGCGACUUCGAAUUAGAAGAAUGGCAGGAGUCCCAGAGAAGAAGAACAAACUCAUUGGUUGGUGGUAUAAUGAUACCAACAAGCACGGGUAGAACAAAUGUAGAUAAUGAAGGUGACGACGUUAUUGUUGACGGGAACGAACCAGAAGAAAGUAUAUUUGGUCCAUCGCAAUACACAGAAAAUGACGUAGUGUUGAAGGAGAACAAAGAUAAAGACGUUGUGCAGUCACAGGUGGCGACUGUGAAUUCUAGUGGUGAUGUGGAAAUAAAAGUGGAAAGUGAUGCUCAGCAAUGUGAUAGUAACGUGACUACGUCAGAUGCUGAACCCAGUAAUAGGGCACAAAUUAUCAAUAAGCUGAGAAGUAGAAUCAAACAAUUAGAGUCCGAGGGAGAACUUUCCAGUAGCACAGACGGUGAAGGCUACAAAUGUUUGAUUUGCUUGGAAAAUUUCAAGAAUCCUGUUAUAUCAACAGUCUGCUGGCAUGUACACUGUGAAGAAUGUUGGCUCCAUACCUUGGGUAUCAAGAAAGUUUGUCCGCAGUGUAGUAUGAUAACAUCUCCCACCGAUCUCCGACGAAUAUUUAUGUAAAAUAUGAAUUAAAAUUUAUCCAUAUUAAACUCCAAUUCCCAGAGUCGGCUCGAUGAAUGCAUAUCACCGCAUGAUCGAAGCCGAGUAGCCAUUAUCGGCUCCCUCGAGUUCCGCUCCUCGAACUGGAGUUUAGCAAUAGUGUGAUAUAUUCUGAUAUAAAGUAUAUUCUGAAUAAAAUAUUUGAUGUUGGCAGAAAGAAAGACACCAUGAAGUUAAAAUGUUAUUGCACUGAAUCAUUAAACAAAUCCCAGUGCACCUGAAAUUUGACAAAAUCAAAUUUAAUUCAAUUUCUGUUUUCAAAACGAAUACUUUUGUAUAGUAUACCAAAAAAAUUGGAAUUUCAGCGCACUCUACUCAUAUUUACCUAUAAAGCACUAGUACUACUGAUUAACUUAGUGUAGGUAUCAAAAUAUGUACUUCCAAACUGAGAAAAUCAUUGUUUAAUAAACCUAACCGUUCUUAAGUUGUAUAGUACAUUUAUUAAAGUAAUGUGAUUAAUGAAUUCUAUGAAAAUUUUAUUAAUUUAUAUCUAAAGGGCUUAGAUGAAUAGAAGAAUGCUUAAUUACUUUGCGAUACUUUAGUGUUCAAUAUGCAUAACAAAACUUCCUAGUUGCCUUCCAUUUGCUCAAAAUAUCAUCUGUUGUAAUUGAAUUUCAGAAACAUAUUUUAAGUUGAAUGCAUUUCUUAUUAAUUCGGGACUAUGAAUGCAAUAAAUAUUACAAAUGUAUAAACAAAACGUAAUUCCAUAAUUGAAAUAAAUUUAUUACACAAUUAAUCAUUAGAAAAUACUUAUCCUUGUGUUGAGAAAGUGAUUCCUAGUGAACUUACAUAUCAAAAAUUUGUAAAUUUUAAUAUAUGUAGUCACCUACUACGUUCUAAAACGAAUCGUCCUUCAAAGAUUACAAUCAUUCGAGGAUUACGCUUCAGUUGUGAAAAAGUUUGGUAAUAAGUGAAUAGCUUUGACUCCUCACCACAUUAUACCUUUGAUUCAUUCUUCACUUCUAUUUUGUAUUUUCUCUACUUUAUUAGAUUUCUAUUCAAUUUGUUACUUUUUCCUGGGAUAAAUUAACUCCUAUAUAAAAUGUGUCAUUUAAGUAUGAUAUGACUGUUUUGUCAUUUUGACAGCGAUGAAAAAGGUGUUUUCUAUCACUAAUGAAACGCUUGUUCCUCUUAAUCGUCUACAUCUAGUCACUUCAAUGUCUGCCCUGUCAGUUAUUUAAGUAUUGUUGAUAAUUGAUACUGAAACAUUACAACAUGAGUCGUUUUGGGGAAGCUUCAACUCGACAAAUUACAAAUAAUAUAGAAAAAGCAAUCCCGCAAUCCACAAAAAAUACUAAAAAGUCAAUAUAGAGACAAUUUAUGGAGUUUUAUCAAGUACGAAAUUGCGAACUGUCGAAAAUAAUUCCGUUACAAAAAGUAGCAGAUAUAUUAAAGGAUUGAGCCUAUAAUAUGAAAAAGAGGAAUGGAGAAGAUUAUAAAGAAUAUGUAGUUAAAACAAUUUGGAAUUCCAUUGCGAAGAUGAUUUAAGAAAAAUAUUUCAAUAAAUACAAUAUUAAAUUUGAUCCUUUUGCCUUUUUAAAGAAGCUCGUGAUGCAAGAAAUAUUGAACGGAAAGAUUUACAAGUUAUUGCAGAGAAACGAAAAGUAAGUUCUGUAGCAUUUAACAAGAAAGUAUAUAUAGUAAAAAUGGCAAAAUUGUUAAAUAUAGACAACCCAGAGGGAUUACAAAAAAGAAUCUUUCAUAUAGCUUCUUAUGAAUUAGCUUGGAGAGGGGAGAAGCUGCAAACUGUAAAAUUUACCAUUUUAAAGAAGAAGAAAAUCAAGAUGGAACUUCAACAAGAAGAUUUGAAUACAACACCAUACAGGGUGGGUCGAAAAUUUUGGCAAACAGUUAAUAGAUAACAAAAAAUGAAAUGGAUGAAAGUAUUUGUCCUGUUGCAUUGUUAAAACUACUGUUACAAAAAAUAAAUGAAAACAUAACAUCUGAACGACUUUUUUUUACUCGAAAUCCCUUUUGGGAAAAACAAAAACUGACCCCAUUUAGAGAUAAGUUUUUCUCGUAAAAUUACUGAUUGGCAAAAUUAUUUCGUUACAAAUUACAAAGAAAUUUAUGCGAUAAAAUGAAAGUUCUUGUGUUUUUCUAUUGAUAAUACUCUGAGUGUGCGCAUUUUAACAAUAACUAAACUUAUUUUGGUAUUUAAUCAUAUUCUCUGAAAAGCACCACAUACGUUAACACUAGGCAUUAAUUUGUUUAUUUCAUCUACUACCAACUCAUUGAGAUCUAAGAAUAAAUAAGUUGUUGAAAAUGAAAUAGAUGAAAAUCAGUAUACCUCAUGAAUGUUUUUCUUCAACUCAUUAGUAAUAAUUUUAAUGAUUUGAAACCUCUUAGUAGUUAAAUUUUAUGAGAUAAAAAUGGUGAUAUAAUGUAUCAAAGUACUGAAAGUAUACCCAAGCUGUGAAAAGACUUGAAGAAUGCACAAAUCAAAGUUUUUAAAACUGCAUGUUCUGCGUAUUUUAACUAUAAUAAAUCAGAACUAUUUUUUGGAUUUGUUACUAAUAGUCCAGUGAACAACGGUUUUUACCUCAGGUUUCCAUCAGGAUACAUCGAUUUGCUUGAAAUUUUAACAGUAGAUAGUAAAUACCUUAAAAAGAAAAGUCUACCCUAUGCCGAUAUGAGCUAAUUUUUUUAUUGAAACUAACCGUAGAAAUCGAUAGAAAAAAGCAUCGAAACACAAAUUAGUCUAUUAGUAAUUACUUUUUGACUUAUUCGUGAUUGAAAUUUUGAAUUUUUGUUACAAAAAAAAACAUAUUUGUAAUCAAUUUUUCACAAAUAACUCAAAAACAACUAUAAGGAGUUUAAAUGUAGGUUUAAAAAAAAUAAAAAGAAAA
Molecule: messenger RNA, 4583 nt
Organism: Diorhabda sublineata
Lineage: Eukaryota; Metazoa; Arthropoda; Insecta; Coleoptera; Chrysomelidae
Product: E3 ubiquitin-protein ligase RNF220-like
Exons: 9
Coding region: 1-1695 (564 amino acids)
Biological process (GO): protein ubiquitination
Molecular function (GO): metal ion binding; ubiquitin protein ligase activity
Source: RefSeq, a predicted model, not a curated record